This is a messenger RNA of Plasmodium vivax (malaria parasite P. vivax), 1946 nucleotides long. RefSeq lists its product as hypothetical. The coding region runs from base 1 to 1413 and encodes 470 amino acids. Gene Ontology annotation, molecular function: RNA ligase activity; manganese ion binding; DNA ligase activity. Gene Ontology annotation, biological process: DNA repair; RNA processing; RNA repair. NCBI's taxonomy places the organism in Eukaryota, Apicomplexa, Aconoidasida, Haemosporida, Plasmodiidae. The record is from RefSeq and is a predicted model, not a curated record. The transcript has a single exon.
AUGAGGCCAAAAAAAAGCGCAUUCAAAUUAGCGCAGCGGGGAGAGAGACACCUCCUCCACGGUAACAGCGAGGUGAGCAACUUUUACGGAAUUAGCGAAAGCGGGUUUAGCAACAGCCGACCGCCGCCGUACCUACUCCGCUUUGACAAGUGCAAUGAUAUCAUAGCGUAUACAAACGAAGUAGAUAGCGAGUGUUUGAAGCAAAUAAAAAACCUAGCCAUGCUGGACAUCAUAAAAGGACAUGUGACCAUCCUGCCAGAUGUACACUUAGGGAAAGGAAUCAUAAUCGGCUCUGUAUUUUUAACGAAAGAUUUUAUCAUCCCCAACGGGGUUGGAGUGGACAUAGGAUGUGGCGUUUUGUGUGUUAAAAUUAACAAGUUAAAAAAGAAAAAUCUCCGUGAGCAUAUCAUAAAUAAUAUAUACAAGAAGAUAAAGCGGAACGUCCCUUUGAGUUUCGAUUCGCAUGAGAAGGAAGUGUUUGAUGCAAAAAAGGUGCUGGACGGGUUGGUGGCCAAGUAUGCCAGCCGCAACAUGGCUCAUAUAAUGACCCCUAGGCAUUUGAAGCAGAUGGGGACGCUAGGCGGAGGGAACCACUUUAUCGAAAUUGCCUACGACGCGUCGGAUGGUGGAGAGGAAGCGCUGAGUGGAAACCAAUCGGGAGAGACCCACCAAAAUGACGCCCCCCACAGCUACACAUCCGAACAAAACCAUUCCCCCGAAUCUGACAUUUACAUUUUAAUACACUCGGGGAGCAGGAACAUCGGGAAGAGGACAGCCGAAUUUUAUGAUGAGUUGGCUAGCCAAGAAAGCAAAGUAAAAAGAAACGACCUAGCCUAUCUAGAUUUGAAAAAAGAACAGGGACAAAAUUACCUAAAGGAUAUGCAGCUAUGUUUAGAGUAUGCAAAAUGUAAUCGAAUUUACAUGAUGAAGAUUAUCGAAAGAAUUAUCUACGAAGAAGUUAACUGCACAUUGGAUUGGCAAAGCGUCAUAAACAUACACCACAAUUUUUGCAAUCAAGAAUUGGUCACCUAUGUCCACAGUGGGGAAGUCAAAAGGGAAUACAUGUACGUAACAAGGAAAGGAGCAACCUCAUCGAAAAAAAAUCAAUUAGGCGUCAUCCCGGGAAAUAUGAAGGUCGGUUCUUAUAUCGUCCGGGGAAAGGGCAACAAGCUAUCCUACAGUUCCUGCUCCCAUGGUUGUGGCAGGGUGCUAAGCAGAACGCAUGCAAAGAAAAUUAUUAAUCAAACCGAUUUUGUAAACAUCAUGAGGGGCGUGCGAUGUGACACGAACGCCAGAAUUCGCGACGAGGCUCCUCAGGCGUAUAAAAAUUUGGGCCAGGUUUUGCGAAACCAAGAUUCGCUUGUACAUGUCGUUCGACGGCUUCUCCCCCUGAUUAACGUCAAGGGGGAGUAGUCGCGCCGCCGGGGUGGAGCAGCGUGGGUACAGCGGCGAGGGUGUGCAGAUACAUGCCCUACGCACACGUACCGCUUAAGUGUGUAGCUUUUUUCUGUCAGCAUGUGACGCUAGCUGGGUUUGUUCCUGUUAUGUUGUAGUUAUAACGUCUCUUUUAUUUUAUUUUAUUUUAUUAUUUUUAUUUUUUUAUUUUAUUUUAUUUUUUUAUUUUUAUUUUACUUUUUUUUUGUUGUUUUUUUUCCCCAUUCAAUAUCAGCCCCAUUUGUUCAUUUACCACUUUGUCAUACUUCGAACGAGGCGGAAACUUUUUUCGUGGGCGAUCUUUUGAAGAACUCCCCCCACGCAAAAAAGCAAAAAGGUGGUAUUCGCCCCUUUUUUAAGAAGCGGCGUGUUACGUUUUCCCUUUUUUUAUUUAUUUAUUUUUUUUUCUGUCCUUUUUAAUGUCUUUUUAACCCUCUACAAUUAGCCGCCAUUUUUCACCUUCUUUACAAAAGCGUGGCGCGUUUCUUUUCUCCAUUUCGCGUCACUUCAGA